UUUUUUUUUCUUCUUUCUUUCUUUCUUUCUUCCCUCCUUCCUCUCUCUCUCUCUGGUUUGAUUCAAGAAGAGCUGGAGUUCUCCUACGCAAGUAAUCUCCGCUCUAGGGCCGCGUCAAGGAAAUUCGGCACGAGCAUUUGGUUUUCUUUUGUCGUACCCGAAGACCCUAUCCCACGGUUAGAAGACAGUUCUCAGGGUUCAGAUUUUAGCCGCAAGUGUCCACCGAGGCUACAAUAGUUUAUCCGAACUACCACCUUUGGUCUAAUCCCCUCCAUUUGAGAUUUAUAGUGAAGCCUUAGGUUCGUUGUCCACAUCCGCUCCUUCGCUGUAUAUAGUGCUCUACAGGAGGGAAAUUUUCUUUGUAAGGGCUGGGAAAUUGUGGAUUUCUUCAGUUAGAUGUGAACCCGACACUGAUCUUCUUAUUUCUCACAUGUGUCUCCAAGGGAGAUCACCUAGAAAUUUGUGAAUUUUGGAGCUUGCUGUAAAGCCGUGAGAAAGGGGUUCGCGGUUCAGACCAAUAAUACCUGGCUAGGCAUUUCAAGCUGCAGAUCAAGAAUGACGUGCGCUUGGGAUGAGAGGCAGUAGUGACGUUUAGUUGUUCCUUCUGUACCAGUUCAUUUUCGGUCGAUGCGUGUGAAGUUUGGGUGUGGAUUUCUUGAAGCUGAGAUUGAAGAAUGCGUUUUCCCACCUUAAGUACAGCGAUCGAUUCGACCUCAUGUGGCCGAGGUGGUGGUGAUUCACUCUUUUCUUGAAGCUUUUGUGGAAUUCUACUUGUUACCGCAUCACCUCGUCUACCACGCUCAGCGAAACUGAAAUGAGAGGAUACGAAGAGGAAGAUUAUAGUGAACAAGGGUCACAUUUUUUCAUUACUGAUUGAUGCGACAAGAGAGAUAAGUUGGUAGCAGCCAUUGAAGCAGAAUAUGGAAGUGAACAACAGAGUUGAGUUGUAGCCUCAUAGUGUGAGGAGAUUCUGUAAAAAUGGGGGUCGAAGAUGGUAUCGAGGCUUUUAUUUCUCGCGCUGAAUUCAUGCGCGAGAGCCUGGGAAAGAGCCGGCAAAUCACUGAUACCAUGAUUACCAUUUUAAGUUCCUUCGACAAUCGAUUAUCUACUCUCGAGACUGCUAUGCGCCCAACUCAAGUAAAAACACAUGCUUUUCGUAAAGCUCAUGAAAACAUCGACAGUACCCUUAAAGAAGCUGAAUCCGUGUUGCAACAAUUUGAGGUUGCCCGUCAGGUGGAAGAUAAAGUGCUCCGGGGGCCAAAAGACGACCUCGUUGGAUUUCUGGAAGCCUGUGACACGCUUCAUACAAAUGUUGAGUAUCUCACUUUCAAUCGUAGCUUGAAAGCAAGUGACACGGCUCUGACUCAUGCUAGGGAUUUGUUUAGCAAAGGCAUGAGCCGACUUGAAGAAGAAUUCAGAGCACUUCUGACUGCUCACAGCAAGCCAGAAGAUCCUGUUCGACUCAUGGAAACUUUGCCGAGCCCUGAGAAGCAUGUGCCAGAAUCUCCACAGCAUGGUGACGGUGCGAAGGCACUAUUGCUGACGAACACUCCUCAUAAUGAUAAAGCCCUCAAUCCUCCAAUUCUUCCUGUUCUGGUGUCGCCAAGAGUUAUACCUCAGCUAACUGCGAUGGCACAGCGCCUAGUUAGUGCUGGUCUUCAUCAACAAUGUCUUAAAAUUUAUAGAGAUGUGAGAGCGUCAACUUUGGAGCAGAGUCUGCGAAAGUUGGGGGUUGAAAGAUUGAGCAAAGAUGAUAUCAUCAGAAUGCCUUGGGAUUUACAGGAGGGCAAGAUUACUAACUGGAUUCAGCACAUGCGCAUUGCUAUAAAACUUUUAUUUUCUGCAGAGCGAAUGCUGUGCGACCAAAUAUGGGCCCGCCUCGAUCCACACAGGGAGAAGUGUUUUGCGGAUGUAACUGAUUCGAGCGUUCAUAUGUUGUUGAGUUUUGGAGAAGCCAUAGCUAGGAGUAAAAAAACACCGGAGAAGCUUUUUGUGUUGCUUGAUAUGUAUGAAACUAUGCGUGAUCUUCAGCCUGAGAUUGAACAGGUAUUUUCAGGAGAUGCAGCUACAGCCAUGCGGGAAGCAGCGACAAGCCUUGUUAGGCGGUUAGGCCAGACCGCUAAAGACACUUUUGCAGAUUUUGAAGAUGCCGUGGACAAGGAUGCAACAAAGACUUUAGUUUUGGACGGGACAGUUCAUAUGCUUACUAGUUAUGUCAUAAAUUACGUCAAAUUUUUGCUGGACUAUCAGAACACACUGAACGAGCUGUUCUCAGACGGCUCCGUGGACAAGGUAUCGCAUUUGACAGCUGCUACAGGUCGCAUUAUGUCAGUAUUACAAGCCAAUCUGGAAGGAAAAGCGAAAUUGUACAGAGACACUGCGCUUUCCCAUUUGUUCCUGAUGAACAACAUUCAUUACAUGGUGAAGUCUGUCCGCAGAUCUGAGGCGAAGGAUAUGUUGGGUGACGACUGGGUACAGAGACAACGAAGAGUUGUUCAGCAGCACAAUAUGUUUUACCAACGAGCUGCCUGGAAUAAGGUGUUGCAAUUCAUAACCGGGUCAGGUGGUGGAUCUAGUGGCGACAGCGGCAUUUCUAAGUCGCAGCUUAAAGAAAGGUUGAAGGGCUUCAGUUUAACCUUUGAAGAGUUGUACAUGCGUCAAAUUCAGUGGACAGUACCUGACAAUGAGCUCAGAGAGGCAGUUCGACUGCAAGCCCAAGAAAUUAUUCUGCCUGCCUAUCGCGCAUUCUUGAAGCGUUACAGCGGCCUGAUUGAGGGAAAGCAAAGUGUGAGCAAGUAUUUGAAGUACAGUCCUGAUGACUUAGAAAGAAUGUUAAACGAGUUGUUCGAAGGUAAGCCCAGACAAGACUCCAGAGCGCAACAAGGGCGACCGGGAGGUCGUUAGUAGACACUCAUGGCCUAAUGUUGCUAUGGAAGGUCAGACUCACAACAUUCUGUCCGUAUAAUUGCCUAGUACAUAAAUUGUUGGGAAGGUCCUACAUGGUGGCUAUCCAUGCAGUGAGCAGGUACAAUUGCAGCAACUUACUUCAGUAUUUACUUCUAGGCUCCUUCUUUGAGUUUCUUUUAUUUACUUUCGGUAUUCUUUUCUGCAAAUGCCCUCGAUCCGAGCACUGCCAUUUAUUGAAUUUGAUCGUAACGCAAAUUGUCUAGUUCAUGCUCUAGUGGAGAAUACAUAGAAUAUUUUCGUCAGGGGAAGUGGGAUUUAGGUGUAAAUCCAUGAAUUCCCAGCACCUGCUUGGCCUGAUGUACUAGUCUUCCUUACAUAUAUGUGGUGGUGAAAGCAGACCCCCUUGCUAGGUCUGGUGCAAAAUAGAGUACAAUUUGAAGUGAAUUCAUGAACCGAUUUGCGUGGUUCUCACUUAUUUUUCUUUUGA
Messenger RNA from Physcomitrium patens, 3394 nucleotides. Lineage: Eukaryota; Viridiplantae; Streptophyta; Bryopsida; Funariales; Funariaceae. The record is from RefSeq and is a predicted model, not a curated record.